Molecule: messenger RNA, 978 nt
Organism: Ilex paraguariensis (yerba mate)
Lineage: Eukaryota; Viridiplantae; Streptophyta; Magnoliopsida; Aquifoliales; Aquifoliaceae
Source: the annotation of a GenBank genome assembly
AUGGGACUUGAACCCAUGGCCUUGGAAGAGAUACCUGCUCAUCAUGCUGCAUGGGCUCUGAGGCCUGUGGUAUUAUGCUCAUUACAGGUACAUCUUCAAGUAGCAGCCCCGUUAGACAUCAACUUGCUGAAUGGUCUACAUCUUGGGCUUGACAGUGAGCACCAAUAUAUAAAUGCUGGUCUUGCUGUUGCAUUAAGCUCUACUUGGCUUCAAAGGACUGGCCAUCUUGAAGUCAAUUACCUGCUGCAACAGACUACCUCUCUGCCUGAGCAAUUCAUUAAAGGGUUAACAACUGCUGCUUUGCAAGGACGGGCUCAAGUUGUCCCUGAUCAGCUGAUGGGGAUUGAAAGCCCCGGAAAUCUCGUGUUCUACUUGGAUGGAGCCCAUAGUCCUGAAAGCAUGGAAGUAUGUGCAAAAUGGUUCUCUCUUGCAAUCAAAGAUUACCAUGAGCCAAUGUCCUUCAGUAAUUUGGUAGAUGAUUAUAAAAGAGCUUCACUUGAAUCAGUACGGAUGGACCACCAUGAGACUUCCAAGAAGAAUCUCACACAGAUUUUGUUGUUCAAUUGUAUGUCAGUGAGAGACUCUCAGUUGCUUCUUCCACGCCUGAUGAAUGCUUGUGCUAGUCAUGGAGUCCAACUUAAGAAGGCGCUGUUCGUACCAAGCAUAUCAAUUGCCUUGCCACCAUCUGAAACUGAAGUGGAUCUUUCAUGGCAGCCGACUCUUCAAAGAUUAUGGGAGAAUCUCGUCCAUGGUGAAAAAGGAAGUGAUGCAACAAAACCAGAUCUAUUUUGUGAAGAAAGUCUCAAUGAUGAAAAAAGUGUCAGGAGUUGUGAUGACAACAUGGUGUUUCCUUCUCUUCCAUUAGUUAUCAAUUGGCUCAGAGACAAUGCCCGGAAAAAUCAAUCUGUUCACUUUCAGGUCCUUGUAACUGGUUCAUUACAUCUUGUGGGUGAUGUGUUGAGAUUAGUCAAGAAAUAA